AUGUUGGACUCCGUAACCCAUAGCACCUUUCUACCUAACACAUCCUUCUGUGACCCCCUGAUGUCGUGGACGGAUUUGUUCAGCAAUGAAGAAUAUUACCCGACCUUUGAACAUCAGACAGCCUGUGACUCCUACUGGACCUCAGUUCACCCUGAAUACUGGACCAAGCGCCACGUCUGGGAAUGGCUCCAGUUCUGCUGUGAUCAGUACAAACUUGACGCCAACUGCAUUUCCUUCUGUCACUUCAACAUCAGCGGCCUGCAGCUGUGCAGCAUGACACAGGAGGAGUUCAUCGAGGCAGCCGGCAUCUGUGGGGAGUACCUGUACUUCAUCCUCCAGAACAUUCGCUCACAAGGCUAUUCCUUUUUCAAUGAUGCUGAAGAGACCAAGACCACCAUCAAAGACUAUGCUGAUUCCAGUUGCUUGAAAACAAGUGGCAUCAAGAGUCAAGACUGUCACAGUCGAACAAGCCUCCAAAGCUCUCACCUGUGGGAAUUUGUCAGAGAUUUACUUCUGUCUCCUGAAGAAAACUGUGGCAUCCUGGAAUGGGAAGACAGGGAACAGGGCAUUUUCCGAGUGGUUAAAUCAGAAGCCCUGGCCAAGAUGUGGGGACAAAGGAAGAAAAACGACAGGAUGACAUAUGAAAAGUUGAGCAGGGCCCUGAGAUACUACUAUAAAACAGGAAUUUUGGAGCGGGUUGACCGGAGGUUAGUGUACAAAUUUGGAAAAAAUGCACACGGGUGGCAGGAAGACAAACUAUGA
This is a messenger RNA of Cricetulus griseus (Chinese hamster), 762 nucleotides long. Lineage: Eukaryota; Metazoa; Chordata; Mammalia; Rodentia; Cricetidae. The record is from RefSeq and is a predicted model, not a curated record.